UUUCUGUUUACUUUUCCUCUUUCUUCUUCUUCUUCCAACACGACUUUACUUCUCGAGCUCUCCUCCUUCUUCUUCCAAGUUCCAACACACAACGGCAGGAAGAAAAUUGAUUAUUCAAGCUCUUGCUCUCUCCAAGUCCCAAUUCCCAAACCUUGAAACCCUGCAAAUUUUUUCUUUAAAUUGGUUUCAAUGGUUACUCAAUUCUUCAAUUCAUUCUCAUCCAUCACCCAAUCUUUCUCCUCUCUAUGUUUAUGUUAUUCUACGGACUACGGUGAUCGUACGAAAUUUUCAGCUUUCCAUUGAUGUAGGUUGAGAUACAAAUCAAAAUAGGUAAGUUGCAGAUGCAAGUCAAUCUCAAUCAAAAGACUGAGAAGAGAAAGAACAAGAAGGAAAAAAGCAAAUUCCAAAUUUUCAGGUGCAAUUAUAAUUUGGAUUUGCAAGUCAAUCUCAAUCAGAAAAGAAAAAACAAGAAGGAAAAAAGCUGAUUCCAGAUUUCCAGGUUUUAUUGUUCUAUGCUAAAGUGUUUAUCAUUCAAAGUUUAGUGUCUUGGCUUGCUUGUUUGAGUUUUUUCUUGCUAGUUUCAAUAAUGUUUCCUAGGAAACAACUCUCAGGUUCUCAAAAAAGAAAAAGAAAGAAAAGAGAAGAAGAAAUUAUUCAAUCUCAACGGGGAUCUUUAGAUAGAUAUUUUGUUAAAGAAACAAAUGAAUCUGUUGAAAAUCAUGUUGAGAAUUUAGUAAAUGAACCUGAACUACAUAUUCAUUCUGAUGAGUUUGUAGAAAAUCAGAAUGAGGUGAACGAAGAACUUGGUGAUAUAGGUGAAAAUGAAAGUGAUGAAAUAGAAAAUAAUGAAAAUCCUUGUCAUGAUGAAAUUAUUGCUAAUGAACUUGAAUGCUUGAAAUCAUCUGCUGAUUUGAAUAUUUUUGAUCCUAGAGUUUGGGAUAGUCUAGAUUCAAAAAUGAGAGACUUGCUUGUAGAAAAAGGACCUAUUACGGAAUAUGAUAUCAACUUUCCUAAGGAUGAAUUAGGUCGGCACUUUUCUGCUGAGUUUUAUGUUCGAAAAUUACCAAAUGGUGAAACUUUUGCUAGAAAAUGGUUGAUUUACUUGAAAGAGCUAGAUAAAGUUUUUUGUUUCUGCUGCAAAUUAUUUAAAACAGCUCGCUCGAGAAGUCAAUUAGCAAGUGAAGGGAUAAGAGAUUGGAAACAUCUUAGUACGACAUUAAAUUUACAUGAAAACAGUUCUGAACACCUCAUUAACUUGAGAACUUGGGCUGAGUUGCGAGUGAGAUUGAAUAAGAAUCAAACAAUUGAUAAAGAGUUACAAGAGUUAAUUAAGAAAGAUACUGAACAUUGGAAAGAGGUUAUGGUCAGAAUAGUUGCUGUUGUGAAAUGUCUUGCAAAGAAUAAUUUGGCCUUUCGUGGAACAAAUGAAAAAAUUUAUGAAGAUUCUAAUGGAAACUUUUUAGGCUUACUUGAAAUGAUUGUUGAGUUUGAUCCUAUAAUGAAACAGCAUUUUCGUCUUAUUCAAGAUAAAGAAAUUCAUUAUCAUUAUCUUAGCCAUAAAAUUCAAAAUGAGUUGAUUGGUAUGUUGGCCUUAAAUGUCAAGAGUGCAAUCAUUAAAAAAAUCAAAGAGGCAAAAUAUUUUUCGGUAAUCCUUGAUUGCACUCCUGAUGCAAGUCACAAAGAACAGAUGACUUUAAUUAUAAGAUGCGUAGAUGUGUUGAAUUCUCCUAUAAAAAUAGAAGAGUUCUUUUUAGAAUUUCUAAAUGUGGAAGAUACAUCUGGUUUAGGGCUUUUUAAUGAAUUACAAGCAGCUUUGAAAUCUCUUGAUUUAGAUAUUGAUUGUGUGCGAGGACAAGGCUAUGAUAAUGGUUCUAAUAUGAAAGGAAAACACCAAGGUGUUCAAAAAAGAUUGCUUGAUAUAAAUCCUAGAGCCUUUUAUAUGCCGUGUGGUUGUCAUUCUCUUAAUUUAGUAUUGUGUGACAUGGCCAACUCUUGUCAUAAAGCAAAAUCUUUUUUUGGAACAUGUCAAACAAUUUAUACGGUGUUCUCUAAUUCUACAAAGCGAUGGAGUGUUUUACUUGAAUAUAUAGAUGACUUGACUUUGAAAUAUUUGUCAACUACACGCUGGGAAAGUCAUAUUGAAAGUGUCAAAGGUAUAAAAACUCAAGCUGCCCAAAUAAAAGAAGCCUUAAAAAAAUUGGCAGAAAUUAGUGAUGAUGGAAAAGUGUGUAGGGACGCUGAAUCUUUGAUAUCUGGUGAACUUUCAAGCUUUGAUUUUAUUUUAAGUUUGGUUAUUUGGCAUGACAUUUUGUAUAAAAUUAACUUGGUUAGUAAAAAGUUACAAUCCAAAGAUAUGCUUCUUGAUGUUGCCGUGAAGAACUUAGAGGGACUAGUUUCUUAUUUUGAAAAGUAUAGGCAAAAUGGGUUUAAUUUUGCCAUGACUGAAGCUAAAGAAAUUGCAAAUGACAUGGGAGUUGAGCCUAUAUUUCCUAUAAAACGUCACUUAGCUUAUUUGGAUGAUGAUGACUUGAAAAGUUGUUGUUUGAAUCUUGAAACUGCUUUGAGAAAUGGUGAUGGUUCUGACAUUGAUGCGAAAUAUUUGCUUAUGGAGUUACAAAUUUUGCAGGAAAUGUUGCCGAAUGAGGCAUAUGAAACAGAUAGGCCUUGGACAUCCAUUCAAAUUAUGGAGUUUGCAAAGAAAAUGGAUAUGUUUCCAAGUGUUAUGGUUGCCUAUAGGAUUUUAUUAACUAUACCGGUGACGGUAGCAUCCGCUGAAAGAAGUUUUUCAAAAUUAAAAUUAUUAAAAUCUUAUUUGCGGACUACCAUGACUCAAGAUAGGCUGAAUGGAUUAGCUAUUUUAACCAUUGAAAGAAAUAUGUUGGUAAAUGUUGACUAUGAGAAGAUAAUUGAUGAUUUUGCUUCAAGAAAUGCAAGAAGGCAUCAUUUCAGAUGA
This is a messenger RNA of Rosa chinensis, 2953 nucleotides long. RefSeq names its product zinc finger MYM-type protein 1. Gene Ontology annotation, molecular function: protein dimerization activity. NCBI's taxonomy places the organism in Eukaryota, Viridiplantae, Streptophyta, Magnoliopsida, Rosales, Rosaceae. The transcript has 4 exons. The coding region runs from base 587 to 2953 and encodes 788 amino acids. The record is from RefSeq and is a predicted model, not a curated record.